AUGGGCUUGAAAUUCCUUGAUAUCGUCAAGCCUUUCUGUGCUAUACUUCCGGAAAUCAGCAGACCCGAGCGUAAAAUUCAAUUUAGAGAGAGAGUAUUAUGGACUGGAAUUACCUUGAUGAUAUUUCUCUUCUGUUGUCAAAUCCCUCUUUUUGGGAUUAUGUCCUCCGAGUCUGCUGAUCCUCUAUACUGGCUUCGAGUAAUAUCAGCCUCCAAUAAAGGAACAUUGAUGGAGUUGGGAAUAUCUCCCAUAAUAACUUCUGGACUCAUUAUGCAGCUUCUUGCUGGUAUUCAAGUGCUGUCAGUUGGCGAUGCACCUAAAGACCGCGCCCUUUUCAAUGGCGCUCAGAAGCUUUUCGGUAUGGUUAUCACAAUUGGCCAAGCUUCGGUGUAUGUCAUGUCUGGCAUCUAUGGAGCUCCCAGUGAGUUGGGUGCCGGCAUUUGCUUGCUGAUUAUCUUUCAGCUGACGUUUGCCGGUCUUUUGGUACUUAUGUUGGACGAACUUCUCCAAAAAGGCUAUGGGUUGGGUUCGGGUAUCUCUUUGUUUAUCGCUACGAACAUUUGUGAAACCAUUGUAUGGAAAGCUAUAAGUCCAACUACGAUCAACACCGGGCGGGGUACCGAGUUUGAGGGUGCUAUUAUUUCGCUCUUCCAUCUCUUGGCGACACGUACUGAUAAGGUCAGAGCUUUGCGCGAGGCAUUCUAUCGUCAAAACUUGCCCAAUUUGAUGAAUAUCCUUGCCACGGUUUUGGUGUUUGCCGUUGUGAUUUACUUCCAAAGCUUCCGCGUGGAUGUUGCCGUCAAAUCUAUCCGAUUUCGAGGACAGUCGUCAUCAUACCCAAUUAAGUUGUUCUAUACCAGUAACGCACCGAUCAUGCUUCAGAGUGCACUGGUGUCUAACCUAUACGUGAUGUCUCAGAUGUUGGCCAGCAAGUUCCGUGGAAACUUUCUGAUUAACUUACUGGGAGUUUGGUCUGAUGGUGAAGGUGGUUCGCGAUCCGUGCCCGUUGGUGGUCUUUGCUAUUAUAUGACUCCGCCGGACUCAUUAAGCGACAUGUUGGUUGAUCCACUACACGGAGUUCUAUACAUCGCUUUCAUGCUCGGAAGUUGUGCAUUCUUCAGCAAGAUAUGGAUCGACGUCUCUAAUUCUAGCGCAAAAGACGUCGUUAAACAACUUAAAGAACAACAAACAUUCGUUCCCGGUCACAGGGAAAAUUCUAUGGUUCAUGAGUUCAAUCGGUAUAUUCCAACUGCCGCUGCUUUGGGUGGUCUGUGCAUAGGAGCGCUUUCAGUGUUGGCAGACUUCUUGGGUGCUAUCGGAAGCGGCACUGGCAUUCUAAUGGCGGUGACCACUAUCUACCAAUACUACGAGGUGUUCGUGCGCGAGCAAAGUGAAAUGGGAGGAUCGAUGAGUUCCUUAUGGCUUUGA
This is a messenger RNA of Echinostoma caproni, 1428 nucleotides long. The record is from the annotation of a GenBank genome assembly. Lineage: Eukaryota; Metazoa; Platyhelminthes; Trematoda; Plagiorchiida; Echinostomatidae.